Aspergillus heteromorphus CBS 117.55 is the source of this 1038-nucleotide messenger RNA. RefSeq names its product putative Swr1p complex component (Swc5) (gene swc5). The transcript has 2 exons. Lineage: Eukaryota; Fungi; Ascomycota; Eurotiomycetes; Eurotiales; Aspergillaceae. The record is from RefSeq and is a predicted model, not a curated record. Bases 1 to 1038 code for a protein of 345 amino acids.
AUGCCUCCCGACUCAUCCGCAGAUCUUGACCUCGCGUCGGACCAAUACAACUCCGCCGAAGACUCUGACUUCCAGAUCGACGAAGCCGCCCAAGAUGAUGCCGAAUCUGCCGUAUCGUCAGACUCCGACGACGACGAGGAGGGCGCAGAGGGACCAGCAACAAAGCGGCGCAAGACCGGGACGAAGAACAAAGACGAAAAUGGCGAAGAGGGGCUAGAUUCCGGGGAUGAGGCGAUGAUCCAGAAAGCGAAUGCGAAGAAGAAAAAGAAGGACGAGGACGAUGAGGAGGAGAGUGGGCCCGGGGGGUUUGUUCGGACCAGGGCGAUGAAGAUGCGGGGAGGCGAAGAGCGCAAACCGCUAGCAAAGAUCGAUGGCGCGACGGUGGACGUGGACGCGCUAUGGGCGAAGAUGAACGCGCCCGAUGGGAUCCUGCCGGGGAAAAAAGAUACAGAUACUACGGAGGGACAGAACGAUGUGGAAAUGCGCGAUAGCUCGACCCCCUCCGGGCAGGGAUCCCAACAAUCACAACCACAACCACCAAAGAGCCAUUCCCCGGAGAUGAUCAGGAUCAAGAGGACGUACAAGUUCGCAGGUGAGAUGAUCACAGAGGAGAAAAUCGUUGCGAAGGACUCCGCGGAAGCGAAGCUGUUUCUGGAGGGCGAAAAGGGGUCGGAGAACACCAGCACCACGAUCGAGAGAGUGGACCUUACGACGAACGCGAACCCGCUGAACCUGCGCAGACCGCUUCGGAAACCCUCACGUUUUGACCCGAACCCGACCGGCUCGAUCAAGAAGAGCUGGGAGAAGCAGGUCGCAACAGAAACGGCCGGACAGGAGAACGCGCGUGGGCCGAAAAUCAAUACCGUGGAGAAGUCGCGUCUGGACUGGGCUGCGUAUGUGGAUCAAGCGGGCAUCAAGGACGAGCUCAAUGUCCACAGCAAAGCGAAGGAGGGGUUCUUGGGCCGGAUGGAUUUCUUGGACCGCGUGGACUCGAAGGUCGAGGCGGAGAGGAGGAAUGCUCGCUUGAAGGGGCUUUAG